AGAUAUAUGUUGUGCGUGGUUUGAAGGACCGACCAGAGAUGUGAUGAAAAUCAAGAAAUCCAGUAAUAAUACCUUUUCCUUAUCCCUGAGAGGUUUUCCUUUUUUCUUCUUUUUAAUAUGUCAAAUCUCGUUUAUAAAGCUAAAGCAGCCUCUCUGUAUUUCUUCUUAUUGUGAUUGAUGAUGAUGAUGAUGGGAAAAAAACGUAGAUUGAUGAUGAUGAUGGAAGAAGGGCUGCCCCACGACGUGGUAGAGCACAUCAUGGAGAGACUUCCGGUGAGAUCUCUGCUGAGAUUCAAGUCUGUAUCAAAGCAAUGGAAAACAACGAUCGAAUCACGAAACUUCCAAGAGAGGCAGUUGAAGCAUGAGGAGUCAGGAGGAAGAGAUCCGGAUGUUCUCAUGGCGACGGAAAGUAGUCAAAGAAGAUAUGUACUGGGUUCGUCCUCAUCGGUCAAAAUCCCUAAUCCUUGGGGUAAGGAGAACCCAACAACAGGCUACUUUGUGUCCGAUAAUAGCUGUGACGGUCUCGUUUGCCUCUACCAUCCCUUGGAAUCCGGUUAUGUCUUCAACCCCGCCACGAGAUGGUAUCGACCUCUCCCUCUCUGCCAAUUGCAACAAGUCAGGAUGAGCCAAGGAGAGAGUUACUUUGAGCUUGGGCACGGCCUCUUUAAGCUUGGAUUCGGCAAAGACAAGAUAACAUCUACUUACAAGCCUGUUUGGCUAUACAACUCUUCAGAAAUAGGCCUUGACAACGCUACCACAUGCGAAGUUUUCGACUUUGGCGCCAAUGCUUGGAGGUAUGUCACUCCCUCUGCUCCUUAUCGGGUUGUUGGGGUCGCCGAUCCCGUCUUUGUACACGGUUCGCUUCAUUGGCUCACAGAUUGCGUGGAAACCAAGGUUGUAUCUUUUGAUCUUCACACCGAGGCUUUUCAACUCGUCUCUUCCAAAACUCCCUUUCCCGCCAAUUCACAUGAUGAGAAUCCUUACUCGAUCGUCUUGUGCAACCUCGACAACCGUCUGUGCGUGUCACACAUGAAGUGGCCCGACCAAGUCAUAUGGUCCUUCAAUUCAGGCAACAAGACUUGGGAAAAACUUUACUCCAUCGAUCUGGUUAUGAAUUCUUGUUGUUUUGAUUGCUCAACAAUAUGCGCCUUCCGUCCACUACUACUUGUGGAUGGAGGAAAGAAGAAGAAGAAGAAGAAUUUGCUCUUUUAUGACACUGUAUCAAGUCCAUAUCUGUUGAUACAUGACCCCGAAAUCCAGCCAGACUUAUUUACUUUCAGGCUGACUUCUUUUGUUUCCAGAGAACACAUGGAAGCUUCCCAACAUCUCUUGAAGCCAGGUGUGGAAUCACUGUCAGCUGUGGUAGCUUGAUCAGAGAUCACUUUCUCUUGUUCCUUUCCUGUGGUGGUCGAGUCUACUGGACUUCUGAUAGUAGAGAGACCUGUGUAUGAAACCAGUUCUAUUUGAGUGCUUGAGGAAAACAAUUGGAGUUUGGAACAAGUAUCUUCAAAUUUUAAGAACAGUUAAAGAACUUACAGUCAACAUAAACGGGGUUUCACCAAAUCUCUCUCCAAAUUUAACUGAAUCUCCAGUCACAGGAUUAACAGAAGGUUCCUUUUUCAGAUGAGAAAGCAUGAGAGAGUAGAACCGCCGGGGAAACACAAGGCCUUUCGAAUGUUAGACUUAAUGUGUAACCUCUUUGCUUUGCCCUUCUGGUCUAUCUCUACUAGUGAUAUAAAUCCCUGAAAAGUUCAUAAGAAGGUUACCGAAAGACCAUAGCCAAAGUACUUCAAAAAUGUAGCUUAUGGCUUAGUUUGAAUACAAUAAAAAAGUGGAAGA
Molecule: messenger RNA, 1839 nt
Organism: Raphanus sativus (radish)
Lineage: Eukaryota; Viridiplantae; Streptophyta; Magnoliopsida; Brassicales; Brassicaceae
Product: F-box/LRR-repeat/kelch-repeat protein At1g09650-like
Exons: 3
Coding region: 178-1371 (397 amino acids)
Molecular function (GO): protein binding
Source: RefSeq, a predicted model, not a curated record